AUGCCAAUAUCUGAAAGCAAGAAGUGCGGUUGUAAACCAGGAUCACAAGUACCUGAUCCCGUGGAUUGCAGAAAAUUUUAUGUGUGCACGCGAGGUAACUAUAUACAUAGUACAUGUCGGCGUCCUUCGGGGUAUUUCAGCAGCCGCAGUAGACGUUGUGUCGAACUCAGCCAGUCAGAUUGUAACUUAAAAACGCGAAAGGGCCGUGAUUCUUAUUCACCAGAAUGUGUGGAUGGCGAAAGAAUUAUGGACCCGGAGAGUAGUGGAGGAUUCUAUUUAUGUGAAUGGGGGGUGAAUGUUCGUUAUGAAUGUCCUUCUCGACAUCAUUUCAGCAAAAAAAUGGGUCGGUGUGUACGGAGUGCCUGAUGGGGUUUGUUCUUCCAAUAUAUCCGGGAAUUCAGCAAAAGUAAGAUUCUUUCAAUAAAGCGAUUUUUAGAUAAUUUAUG
Molecule: messenger RNA, 446 nt
Organism: Hermetia illucens (black soldier fly)
Lineage: Eukaryota; Metazoa; Arthropoda; Insecta; Diptera; Stratiomyidae
Exons: 3
Coding region: 1-366 (121 amino acids)
Cellular component (GO): extracellular region
Molecular function (GO): chitin binding
Source: RefSeq, a predicted model, not a curated record